UACUCAGUGUCAUGAAGAGGGCAUGAUGGAUGACGACCUUGUAAUAAAUCCUCGGCGGGGUGUUGUUAUUGUCCCGCCCUAGCAAAUUCCAAGGCUGGAAUAAAAAGCAUCCAGAAGCUCACUGGCAGCCGUGACCCCCUGUCAUCUGCGCCCCUGACGGGAUUGGGCAGACCCAAAAACAGCUCUGUCACUCCAGAUGCCAAGCGCGUAGCCCAGCUCGAUGGGCAGGGAUCUGAAUAAACACCCUGUCUUUCGCAUGAUGGUCUCCCCUCCGAGCAGUAAGUCUGGCUCCAUAUCGUACCCAUCCUUCCCGUCCUUAUUAUUUUUAUUUUGGUGUAUGUUUAAUGAUCAUGACCUUGCUCCCUCUUCCAUUUAACCUCCAAAUCCCCCUCGUGCCCGGUGAUGCUCGACAAUAGAUAACAGCGAAACUAUUACUCCAACCUUUGCGCCCAACCCUAGAGAUCGGAUGCUUCGGCCUUGCGACAACACCACCACCCCAUCCUCGCUGGCGCAAGAAUAACGAGAUCGCGAAAUUAAUAUGUGGCGGAGAACGUAUCUCUUUCUGGUUCUCGUCCGGCUCUGGUUUGCCCUAUCACCAAGCUAUCUCCAUCCGGACGAGAACUUCCAAGGCCCCGAGGUUAUCGCUGGGCAAAUCUUCAAAUACCCAGUCCGACACACCUGGGAGUUUACGAGCGAGAACCCGAUCCGAAGCGUCUUCCCAUUAUGGCCGGUCUACGGGUUACCAAUGCUUCUUUUGAGGUGGUUAUGGAUCGGAAACGGUAACGACGGCGAGAUACCACCCAUCGCUGUCUUUUGGACCCUGCGGGUCUUGAUGUUUGUGGUGGGGUUCGUUUUGGAGGAUUGGGCAAUCUACGAGUUGAUCCGGUCGCCCCGGCAUAGACGACUUGCUGUUCUCUUGGUUGCGUCAUCGUACGUGACAUGGACAUACCAGACCCAUACCUUUUCGAAUUCCAUCGAGUCGUUGGUUGUCGCAUGGUGCUUAGUGCUCAUCGAGCGCAUUGUUGGGAGCCCACAGGAGAGCACCGUUCUAGCCUCGACGGUCCUUGGAGUUGUUGCCGUUUUUGGCGUGUUUAAUCGUAUUACCUUUCCAGCGUUUUUAUUGAUACCCGGGCUUCGGCUGUUGCCCUACUACUUCAAGAACCCUCUUUCUUUCCUCGCGAUCGUCACCGCCGGACUCUUCACCACCGGCCUAGCCAUCGCUCUCGAUACCGCAUUCUACACCCCACACUCGAUCACCUGGUCCGAUCUCAUCCACAACCCGGUGCUCACCCCUCUCAACAACCUCAUCUACAACCUCGACCCCGAGAAUCUAGCCAAACAUGGCCUUCACCCCUGGUACCAGCACAUCCUGGUCAACCUCCCCCAGCUCCUCGGCCCAGGAGCCCUCCUCCUCUUCACCCGGCCCCAGCUCUCCCUUCGCCUAUAUUCCGCCAUUUCUGGAAUCGUGGUGUUGUCCAUCUCCCAACACCAAGAAGCCCGCUUCCUCCUCCCCACGGUCCCCCUAAUCCUCUCCUCGGUCCGCCUCCCCAAAAGCGAGAAACUCACCCGCAUCUGGACCGUAUCAUGGAUCAUCUUCAACUUCAUCCUUGGCGCCCUAAUGGGAACCUACCACCAAGGCGGAGUAAUCCCCGCCCAGGUAUUUUUAUCAAAACAACCCGACGCCACCCAGGCUGUAUGGUGGAAAACCUAUUCCCCCCCCAUCUGGCUCUUGAAUGGAAAAAACGAAGUUCUAACGACAAAAGAUGUGAUGGGGCUGGCAGGGGAUAAGUUGUUGGCGCAACUAACAGAGUUGGCUACGUGCGAUCUGCCGGCGGACAGGAGGAGUAACGAGUACUUAAAAGAGAAGAAGGGGACGUACCUGGUCGCGCCGCUGAGCGCGACUUGGCUGGAUGGGUAUUUGGAGAAUAAGGGGCAUGAUGGGUUGAGGUUUAGGGAGGUGUGGAGGUAUAAGAGGCAUUUGAAUAUGGACGAUUUGGAUUUUGGGGAGGAUGGGGUUUGGAAUACGCUGGAACGUGUGGUGGGGAGGAGGGGGUUGGGGAUUUGGAGGGUUACGAGGACUUGUCCGGAACGGAGGGGGAGUUGGCGUUAA
Messenger RNA from Podospora pseudopauciseta, 2110 nucleotides. RefSeq names its product alpha 1,2 mannosyltransferase (gene SMP3). Gene Ontology annotation, molecular function: alpha-1,2-mannosyltransferase activity. Gene Ontology annotation, cellular component: endoplasmic reticulum membrane. The transcript has 4 exons. The coding region runs from base 539 to 2110 and encodes 523 amino acids. Gene Ontology annotation, biological process: GPI anchor biosynthetic process. NCBI's taxonomy places the organism in Eukaryota, Fungi, Ascomycota, Sordariomycetes, Sordariales, Podosporaceae. The record is from RefSeq and is a predicted model, not a curated record.